GGAGGAGGAGGAGUUCCUGGCGGCCAUCUUGGAUGUGCGGACUGAUUGUUUAGCGAGAAGAAUUGUGAACAUUUUAGAAAAUAAGCCAUUUUACUGAAUCCCUGAAGGUUUGAGGAAGUGGAGGCGACCGAGGACCGAGACCGUCACUCGGAACAGUCCGGUGAAAGAAGGCAUGAAGACAUCAUCCUAGUUAUCAGUCAUGGCCGAUAAAAGGAAACUUCAAGGUGAAAUAGAUCGAUGUCUGAAAAAAGUAGCGGAAGGUGUAGAACAGUUCGAAGACAUCUGGCAAAAGGUGAGGAGGGACUGUGACAAGCUUCACAAUGCAGCCAACGCCAACCAAAAGGAGAAAUAUGAAGCAGACCUCAAGAAAGAGAUUAAAAAGCUACAGCGUCUUCGAGACCAGAUCAAGACGUGGGUGGCAUCCAACGAGAUCAAAGACAAACGGCAGCUAGUCGAGAAUCGCAAACUCAUAGAAACGCAAAUGGAGCGGUUCAAGAUAGUGGAAAGAGAAACCAAGACGAAAGCCUACUCAAAAGAAGGACUGGGUCUGGCACAGAAGGUCGAUCCGGCCCAGAGGGAGAAGGAGGAGGUCGGGAUGUGGCUAACGAAUAUGAUCGACACACUGAACAUGCAGGUGGACCAGUUUGAGAGUGAAGUGGAGUCUCUGUCGGUCCAGACCAAAAAAAAGAAAGGAGACAAAGAGAAGCAGGACCGGAUUGAGGAGCUGAAGAAGUUCAUUGAGAAGCAUCGAUACCACAUCCGGAUGCUGGAAACAAUACUGAGGAUGCUGGACAACGACUCAUUGCAGGUGGACUCCAUCAAGAAGAUCAAGGACGAUGUGGAGUACUACAUUGACUCGUCGCAGGAUCCAGAUUUUGAGGAGAACGAGUUUCUGUACGACGACCUGGAUCUGGAAGACAUUCCUCAGACGCUGCUCGCCACCUCCCCGCCGGGACAGUCCACAUUGGAGGACGAGAUCUUCCAGCACUCCAGCAGCACACCCACCUCCACCACCUCAUCUUCACCCAUCCCCCCCUCGCCUGCCACUUGCACUACGGAGAACUCAGAGGAUGACAAGAAGAGAGGACGUUCAACAGACAGUGAAGUUAGUCAGUCACCUGUGAAGAACGGAAACCCCUCCUCCUCGUUAUCCUCUUCCUCCUCCUCCUCCUCCUCUUCCUCCUCCUCUUCCUCCUGCUCUUCUUCCUCCGUCUCAGGACUGAACCCCUCCUCGCUGGUCUCUAUGGCGACCAUGGCUGGGGGUGGAAGCAGCGGCUCGGGGGGCAACAGUCAUUUCACCAACUCGGGGGGGCUGCUCUCCAACACCUCCGCUGGCAGCUACAGCAACGCCACCCAGCAGCCGCCGCACCCAUCGGCCCAGCAGCAGCCGGCCAAGAACUCAGUGAGCUCCUCCUCCUCUGCACCUAUAGCCUGCCCCAGCAUCAACAGCCACCCCGCCUCCUCCACCUCCUCUCCCCCCAAUGCCAGCAUACAGGGGCUCCUGAGUUCAAACUCCCUGCCUCCGUCAGGGCCCUCGCAGACCUCCAACAGCUUCGGCCUCGGUCUGGGACUCUCUCUGGGGAAAGGCGGCAUGUCCAGCUCCCUCACCACCAGCCCGAUGUCCGGGGGCCUCGGCUUAUCAGGGAUGCCGGCAUCCCUGAGCACCAUGGCGAGCCUCCUAUCCAGCUCCACCCCAGCACCGUACGCUCAGGCAGCCGCCUCAGGCGCCGUCGGCUCCGGCUUACCAGGUUUACCGGGCUCCCUGGGAGGCGUCAGCACCACAACCUCCAACAGCGCGUUGGGAUCCAUCGGCAGUGGGAACAUCACAGUCGGCGGGCCGACAUCUUCAUCAGGAGGUCUACUGGGCGCGUCCACAUCGAUGGGCAGCAUCGGCUCUGGGAUUCUGGGUCUGAGCUCCAGCCAGUCGGGGAUGCAGGGGAUGUCUCUGAUGUCACCGAGCCCGGUGGGAGGCCUGGCUCCAGGAAGCGGAGUCGGCAUCAUCGGGAGCAACGGAGGAAACUCUGGACCAGUGGGGAGCGGAGUGGUGGGAGGAAACUCGUCUCUGUCCGUCAGACCGCCGAGCCGACAGAAGCAGAACGGAAGCACCAGUUACAGUGCUGUGGUAGGCGACAGCACAACAGACUCCGCCCUCAACAUGGUCAGCCAAUCACAAAACAGCCAACCCUCAUCUUUGACCUCCUCAGCCAAUCAGCCUAAGGACACUGGUCCCAGUCUACUGGGCUCUAUCACUUUGUCGUCCAGCUCUCCAUCGCCGGGCUCCUACAGUGAUGCCAAAAUGGUGAGCGGCAGCAGCCUGCUGAACGGACCGCUGUCCUUCUCGCAGUCCUCCGAUGGCAUGAAGUGUCACAGCUCAGGAGCUCUGAGCUUCCUGAAACUACCAAGGUCCGACUUUUCAUGUCUACCACAAAAGGAAAGCAUUCUAAUGGAUUCGGAGAACUCGACCCUGUUUGAGGACAACAUGACCAUGAAAGACGAGCCCCAGGAGCCUCUGAGCAGCCUGAAGUCCAUGGCCGAGCGAGCAGCACUCAGCUCAGGGAUGGAGGGAGACGUGACUUCCCUGCACCUCACCCCAGACAUCUUCCCGAGCAGCACUACAUCCUCCUCCGGAGCCCCCUCUGCGCCUCAGACCUCGCUGUCAGAGGUCAGCAUCCCCCCCUCACUGGGGGUGUGUCCGCUGGGGCCGGUGCCCGUGUCCAAAGACCAGCUCUACCAACAGGCCAUGGAGGAGGCGGCGUGGACGCACAUGCCCCACCCCUCCGACUCCGAGAGGAUCAGGCAGUACCUGAUGAGGAACCCCUGCCCCACCCUGCCUUUCCACCACCAGGUGCCACCGCCCCACUCCGACACUGUAGAGUUUUACCAGAGGCUUUCCACCGAGACCCUCUUCUUCAUCUUUUACUACCUGGAGGGCACUAAGGCCCAGUAUCUGGCAGCCAAAGCCCUGAAGAAGCAGUCGUGGAGGUUCCACACAAAGUACAUGAUGUGGUUUCAGAGGCACGAAGAACCCAAGACCAUCACUGAUGAGUUUGAGCAGGGAACGUACAUCUACUUUGACUAUGAGAAAUGGGGCCAGCGGAAGAAGGAGGGAUUCACUUUCGAGUACCGGUACCUAGAAGACCGUGACCUCCAGUGACCUGCGGAGAGAAAUGUGGAAGGACAGACGGGCGGACAGCUGAGAGAGAGAGAGAGAGAGAGAGAGGGACAUGGACGGAGGAAAGAAUUAGCGAAUAAUCGAACGAACAAAUAGGGGCGGUCCGGCGGCUGACAUUCCUGGUUCUGACCUCAGCUCGCUGUUGGAAAGGAGACGUUCUGGGUCGGAGGGCGACACCGGUCCCUCCCACUGACCCUCCAGCCCCGCCCCCUCCUCCUCCUCCUCCUCCUCCACCACCUCCUCCUUCACCAGGUCUUUUAUUUCCAUCUUUUUCCUGAACUGGAACUUUCUUUAAAUCAACGAGAAGACUUUGUUUUGUUUUGGCAGAUAUAAAAAAAACUCAAAUCACAGCGACAUCCUGACGCCCACGUGCUUUUCCCUUCUCUGUGUUAUUCUGUUGCUUUGGCUUUAGAAGCUGUUGCUUACAUUUGCCCCUGAAGAACCAAAGAUAACGAUUCUCACAGUUCAGGCUCCGUCCGGUUUCCAACCCGACUACAGAGGCUCCAGAUCUCAGACUUUGGACUGAAGCAGGGGACAAAUGUGACUUUGGUUUUUUUUUUUAAAUGAGGACGGAGGAGGAGACGAUGAGAGAGGGCGUCGUCUUUUAAUAACCAAUCUGAACCUGUAGGAACCGUGUAGACCAACAAUUAGAACAAUCAAACGACCCCCCCCCCCCGUCUAACGCAGCCGUGAAAAACUCAACGUUCUCCUCCAGCUGCUACAACCAGAGCGUCUUCGUCUUCAUCGCUUCAGCACUGAUGAAGAACUGUUUUCAGACAUGAGCUCCAGAUCGUGUGUCUGCAGUUCAUCUUCAACACGUGAGGAAGCAGCAGGACCGGGUCAGACGUGUUAGAGCGUCAUCCUCACGUCCACUCGCUCGCUAUCAAUGUUCCAGACAUUUCUCCUGGGGGGGGAGUCAAGCAACUGACUCUGACAUUUGUCAUCCAGCCCCUCAGGAAAACUCUGGGUUCAUGUCUGAAAGCAGCUCUAGAAGCGGAUCCUUCCACCGGUGAAGCUCCUCCGGUGUUUCACUGCUCGACAGCGGCCGGAGUCAGAAACAAUCAACACGACGUGGGUGAAGGGCGGUCGUGGGCGGCUCACGGGCCUCUCUCUCUCUCUCGCUCUCUCUCUCGCUCGCGCACUCUAAAGUAUCUCCGAGGCUCUGUUGUUGUGUUCGUGUGAAGUGGUGAAAGUGGCCGCUUCGUUUUGUGAAUCCGUGGCGUCUAAAAAUAUCUGGGCCCGCCUCCUCCCAUCCCGUUCCAGUGGCGUGUGACCUCAGAGCCGGCGAGGUGUCGGUGGCACCGGGCC
This is a messenger RNA of Pleuronectes platessa (European plaice), 4480 nucleotides long. RefSeq names its product CCR4-NOT transcription complex subunit 3. The record is from RefSeq and is a predicted model, not a curated record. NCBI's taxonomy places the organism in Eukaryota, Metazoa, Chordata, Actinopteri, Pleuronectiformes, Pleuronectidae. Gene Ontology annotation, biological process: regulation of stem cell population maintenance; nuclear-transcribed mRNA poly(A) tail shortening; regulation of DNA-templated transcription. Gene Ontology annotation, cellular component: nucleus; P-body; CCR4-NOT core complex. The transcript is spliced from 20 exons. The coding region runs from base 200 to 3154 and encodes 984 amino acids.